Messenger RNA from Macroventuria anomochaeta, 2011 nucleotides. RefSeq lists its product as uncharacterized. The transcript is spliced from 3 exons. The record is from RefSeq and is a predicted model, not a curated record. Bases 70 to 1995 code for a protein of 641 amino acids. Gene Ontology annotation, molecular function: 7S RNA binding; ribosome binding; protein binding. Gene Ontology annotation, biological process: SRP-dependent cotranslational protein targeting to membrane. Lineage: Eukaryota; Fungi; Ascomycota; Dothideomycetes; Pleosporales; Didymellaceae. Gene Ontology annotation, cellular component: signal recognition particle, endoplasmic reticulum targeting.
GCACCACUACACUCUUGCCGAACAUACAAUCGCGUCGCCGAUGGAUGCCAAAUAAGCGAGGAUUCUACUAUGGCCAAAUCACUAUCAGUACUCCUGGCGCAAGCCUCCAUUGAGGACCACGACGAGACCUUGCGAGCCGCCAAUGCCGAGAUCAAGAAGAACAAGAAUGAUGUAGACGCUCAGCACGCCAAGGCGAUCGCCUUGCUGCAUCUGGACGACUUCGAGGGCGCGCUCAAGGUGUUCGAGGACGUGAAGGAGCUGCAGCAAAAGGCGCAAUUCGAAUAUGCAUACACAUUGUACAAGACUGGCGAUGCGACGAAAGCUGUACAGAUUGCACAAGCGUCAAGCGCGAAAUCUGAUCGCAAAACACAACACAUUCUUGCUCAGGCUGCUUACCGGUCAGAGAACUUCGCGCAGGCAGCAAAAGUGUACAAGGAACUAGCGAAUCACCCCGUCGACCACGAAGCAUUCGAUAUCAACAUCAACUCUGGCGCAGUAGACGCUCAAUUGGAAUGGACUGGACAGGGCGAGCUAGCGCAGAAGAAGAAACCCACCAGAGAAGACCUUGAGGCGUUCGAGACAGCUUUCAACGCUGCAUGUGGGAGCAUAUCGCGCGGCGAACUGGCACAGGGAGAAGUGUGCCUGAAGAGGGCCAAGGAUCUUUGCAAUGCGGUUGAAGACUUCAGCGAGGAGGAGAAGAAGGCCGAGAUACUGCCCAUCACUGUGCAGCAGGUCUAUGUGCUCACACAGAUGGGCAAGAUUGACGAGGCUGAGCAGCUGGCGACCACCAUUCCGUUCGCUGACAUCAAGGAUCUGUCCGUCCGUUACAUCGCCCAAGUCAACAGCAUCGCCGCGUCGAAGGAGCAUUCGAACCCAUACCUGUCACACCGUCUAUUCCACUCGUCGCCGAAGCCGCCGGUCACGAACCAGCACUUCUCUUUCCAAGCGAACAUCCUACAGCAAGACGAAUACGUUAUCUCGCUCCUCUCGCAGAAGACGGCCGGUGUUGCAUCAUCUACAGAGAAGGUUAUCGAGGCAUCGCCAUCUCCGUCUUUGUCGCCGGCUGUCAACAUGGCUGGUGUUAUCAAUGCUGCAGCUCACACACGAAGUGCUGAGACCGAGAAGGCAGCACUGAAAGAGAUAGUACCCUUGCUGGAGAAGAGGCCGAACGAUGUUGGUCUGAUUCUCACAAUUGCAACCCUCUACAUCAUCACGAACAACUACGCCGCAGCCACCUAUCUUCUGGAGUCAUUCUUCAAGCGUCUCGAGCAGAGCGGCUCCGCGUCAGACCUCGAUGUGCGGUUUGCACCAGGCCUGAUUGCAUCGCUUGUCUCGCUCUACACGCAACAAGGGCGCCCAGGAGCAGCAAAGUCCGAACUAGCGAAAGCUGCAGAGUACUGGAGAACACCGCACAAGUCGAAAACAGAGGCACCUUCCAAGUCUCUCAUGGUCGCAGCCGGCACGGCACUGCUCGACACACACGACUCCGAGAACGCGAAGGCGGCUGGUGCCAUCUUCCAGAGCCUCUACGAACAAGAUGACGAAGACCGCGCCGCCAUCGCCGGUCUCGUCGCCGCACAAAGCAUCUACGACCCCUCCUCCAUCCCCACCGACCUCCUCGCCUACCUUCCCGAAGCCAAUCGCCUUGUCGCCGACAUUGAUGCCGCCGCCCUCGAGAAUGCCGGCGUACCCACCACCACCACUCUCGUCUCCGAGGCACGCAAGCGCAGCAUCGCACCUACAAAAGCCAUUGCGCCGCGUUCGAAGCGGUUACGCAAGGUCCGUAUACCGAAGGACUUCGAUCCGAAUAAGAAGAUCGAUGCCGAGAGGUGGCUGCCGAUGCGCGAUCGCACGUACUACAGGCCGAAGGGCAAGAAGGGGAAGAAGAGGGCGGAGGGACUGACGCAGGGUGGGCCGGUUGCAGAGGAGAAGAAGGUGGAGGCGAAGAAGGACCAGGGGAAGGCGCAGAAGAAGAAGGGUAAGGGUAAGAAGUAAGAUGCUUGUAAGAGAG